CAUUCUCAAUUUUGCGUACAUUCAUUCUAUACGCUUCCAUGGGAACCGCAGUUCUUCUUCCAUCUGACGAUGCAUCUUCCAUUAUCAGAUCAGACCGAAACCCUAACAAGAGUUCCCGGAAAAAGCUGAGUACGGCGGCCGUGAACUCUAGUUCGCUAGAUCGAAACUGCUCGGUUGUAAAACACCCCGGAUCGAAUCUCGUGAUGGGUCAAGUGAAGAUUCUCAAGAGGGGAGAGAAGCUGAUUCCCGAUGAUAACGCGACGAACAAGAGUGAUGACUGUUACGAUUUGGUAUUAGGAUCCACGAAUCGUAUAGGUCCGGAUCCUCUGAUUGUGAAGAAACAGGUUAGGGUUCAGGAUUUAACGGACGGACUAUACGCAGGACCGACUUCCGUUGCGUCUCCGCCGCCUAGCUCCGUACCCGUUCCUGAAUUUCUCGGUAGGAAAACAGAUUCCGUCAGUGGUGAUUUGAAGCGGUUUCUUUGUUUGAUUAGUUGAUUGAUUCUGUAAAAUUGUUUUUCUCUGUUUAUGAUGAUGAUACUGGAUUGCGUGAUACACGCGAAGAAGGGUUUUGUUUGCUCGCAUGGGAUGGCCAUUGAGUGUGAGGGAACAAAGAGUGUUAUGGAAGAAAGGUGAAGGUAAAAGAACAGAACAAAGCUUGUUGGGUCGUUCAAUAUUUUGCUUUUGGCAUCUGAAAUGGAGAAGAGGCUUUGAGUUAGUUUAGAUGGCGUAAUUAGUGCGUUUAUUAUUAUAAGGGUUUUGAAAUUAGAAUGCAUGAGUAGGAGGGUUAUGUUUAGGUAUUAUUUAUAGUUUGAUUAUAAAAGGAGUAAAUUUAUUCUGUUGUGCUAUGAUCACUUAUACUGUUGUAGUUCUGCUAUUUAAUGCAAUAGUGUUAUGCUGGAUAAUUUGCUGUUAUUGUAGUCUGUUUUGAUGACCAUUGAGAUAUUCUAUAUGCACUAUUGUGUUUGUGAGGUAUAUAUUAAUUAUGAAUUUAA
Molecule: messenger RNA, 994 nt
Organism: Cicer arietinum (chickpea)
Lineage: Eukaryota; Viridiplantae; Streptophyta; Magnoliopsida; Fabales; Fabaceae
Source: RefSeq, a predicted model, not a curated record